Molecule: messenger RNA, 570 nt
Organism: Drosophila santomea
Lineage: Eukaryota; Metazoa; Arthropoda; Insecta; Diptera; Drosophilidae
Exons: 1
Coding region: 1-570 (189 amino acids)
Source: RefSeq, a predicted model, not a curated record
AUGCAUCGCAAUUGGGCCCUGUCUUACCUAUCCCUUGUUGGUUUGGUAUUGGUAAGGACUAGUCCGAAGGAAGUUCACUCGGACUUGUUUUUUGGAGAUGAGUCCGCUCUAAGGUCCAAGUCAUAUAUAGCUGAGGCCUUGCUGACAAAAACUACAACAACAGCAUCAAAUUUGUUCUUUAAAGUCAUUACAACAACCAGGCCAUCUGUGACAAUCAGGCAGGAUGUAAUCAAGACCAAGGAUAAGGAUCCUGUAAAAACUGACUCCCACCGCAAAAACCGCACACAUAACAAACAUCAAUCAAAAAACAAUAAAAAGAGGCGUCUUAAUCUUGCCGCAGCUAAUGGAAAAAAAGAGCAUAGUCCGCAUAAAAUAUUGAAUGACAAAGGACUGCAAGGAAAGACUUCUGCAUUUCCGAAGUCAAAUCAGACUAAUCCUGUAUCAGGAGGCAAACAUAAGCCUAAUGGAACGGUCUUUCUGGAAGCCAAGAGUAUGUCUUUGAAAGAUGUAAGUGAACAGAACUCACAGACUCAUCGUCUGACGACAUGCCUAGUGCUUCCUAGUCUCUGA